This is a messenger RNA of Esox lucius (northern pike), 819 nucleotides long. RefSeq names its product SEC61 translocon subunit beta (gene sec61b). Gene Ontology annotation, cellular component: Sec61 translocon complex. The record is from RefSeq and is a predicted model, not a curated record. The coding region runs from base 132 to 428 and encodes 98 amino acids. The transcript is spliced from 4 exons. Gene Ontology annotation, biological process: intracellular protein transport. Lineage: Eukaryota; Metazoa; Chordata; Actinopteri; Esociformes; Esocidae.
CGUCAUCUUUCUGGGUUUCCUUCUGGAGUUGUGGCGAUUUUAAUAGCAGCGUUUUUCAUUUGUCGUAGACAUCAUUUAGAAGAACACUUCUGAGUCUUGAUUUUCUGCUGAAAUCCCAAGAGUAACUUGAAAUGCCUGGACCAGCAGCGAGUGCCACUAAUGUCGGUGCAGGGAGCCGAUCCCCAAGCAAGACAGUGGCCCCCCGUGCAGCAGGAUCCACAGUCCGACAGAGGAAAGCGACGAGCAGCGGCACACGCAGUGCGGGCAGGACCACGGCAUCCGCGGGUGGCACUGGUGGCAUGUGGCGCUUCUACACAGAGGACUCACCUGGACUCAAAGUUGGGCCGGUGCCGGUGCUGGUGAUGAGUCUGCUGUUCAUUGCGUCUGUCUUCAUGCUGCACAUCUGGGGGAAGUACACCCGUUCCUAAACCCUGCCCCCUGACCUUUAACAACUGACCCUGUGCUGUGGCUUUUCAUCACGUCGGACCUGGACCAAACAAACAAGCAACAUUAAACCCCCAAAAAAACUCUGCCCCAUUUCCCUCCCCUCAGCCCUGAAUGGGGUGAAACAGCCCCCAUCUAUCUGGUAACCAGAGCAGAGCUGCAGUCCAGUGUCCAACUGAACUCCAGAUCACCAGUGUGUUGACCCUGAGCACAGAGCAUAUUGGGCUGAAUGCUAACAUGAGACACUCAUGCUUAAGUCAAGCUUGCUGGUGUCAGUCCUAUUGAUGUCAAUGGGUGAUAUCUCCGGUUAGGAUUGGGCCCUAGUCCAUUCACCAGGAUUUAUUUUUUUCUCCAGUCAAAAUUAGAACCUGUAGA